AUGGCGAUCCAAAAGAAGCACGGUAAAGGUCGUUUGGAUAAGUGGUAUCGUCUUGCAAAGGAAAAAGGAUACAGAGCAAGAGCUGCAUUCAAAUUGAUUCAGCUGAACAAGAAGUAUGGGUUCUUGGAAAAGAGUAAAGUGCUUCUGGAUCUUUGCGCGGCUCCAGGUUCGUGGUGUCAAGUUGCCGCAGAAUGCAUGCCAACGCAAAGUAUCAUUGUCGGUGUCGAUCUAGCGCCAAUCAAGCCGAUUCCUCGCGUCAUCACCUUCCAGAGCGAUAUCACAACUGAGAAGUGUCGCGCUACAAUCAGACAACACUUGAAGCACUGGAAAGCGGAUACGGUUCUUCACGACGGAGCCCCGAACGUUGGUACAGCGUGGGUUCAGGAUGCCUUCUCCCAGGCAGAGCUGGUUCUGCAGUCAAUGAAGCUGGCGACUGAGUUCUUGGCCGAGGGUGGUACCUUCGUCACCAAGGUUUUCAGAUCGAAGGAUUAUAAUCCUUUGCUCUGGGUCUUCAAGCAGCUAUUCACAUCAGUCGAAGCUACAAAGCCACCGUCUUCUCGCAAUGUCUCUGCUGAAAUUUUCGUCGUUUGUCGCGGUUUCAAGGCGCCCAAGCGCAUUGACCCCAAGUUCCUUGAUCCGAAACAUGUCUUUGCGGAAUUGGUCGAGACGUCGCAUAACAACGAAGCUCGUGUGUUCAACCCGGAAAAGAAGAAGCGAAAGAGAGAUGGUUAUGAGGAAGGGGAUUAUACACAACACAAGGAGAUUCCGGUCACGGAAUUCAUCAACACGACUGAUCCAAUUGCGAUCCUUGGAUCCUACAACACACUCAGUUUUGACCAGGCACCGGGCGGUGAUCUAGCAUUGGCCACUUUGAACAGACUGGAGGAUACCACGGAGGAGAUCAAAACCUGUUGUCAAGAUUUGAAAGUGCUGGGCAAAAAGGAAUUCCGGAAUUUGCUUCGUUGGCGAUUGAGGGUUCGUGAGAAGUUCGGCCUUGUCGUGAAAAAAGGACAGUCAAAAACUGAGGAUCCCGAAGAAGUAGCGGAAGUAGCUCCUAUGGAUGAGGAGUUGGCAAUCCAAGAAGAACUGCAGCGUCUCAAGGAAAAGGAGAGCUCGAAGCGCAAGAAGGAGAGGCGAAAGGAGAAUGAGAAGAAACGUAAAGAAAUCGUUCGGAUGCAAAUGAACAUGACAACUCCUAUGGAUAUUGGUAUGGAGCAACUUGGCCCUGGAGGAGACGAUAUGACUUUCUCUCUGAAGCGAGUGGAAAGAGAGGGUGCAAGAGAUGUCAUUGCCUCUGGAAAAGUUGCGGAGAUCGAGAGCGAUAGUGAUGAUGAUCUCUCCGAUUCGGGUAGCGAGGAAAGUGACGACGAAGGCGAUCAACUGGAAAGGGAACUUGACUCACUGUACGAACAAUAUCAAGAAAAAAGAGAGAACCGGGAUACCAAGCUUCGCGCAAAGAAAGCACGGAAGGGCUACGAGGCGGAUGAGUGGGACGGUUUCUCUGAUUCUGGCAAAGAAGACGAAGGAUCAGACGAGGAAAGCUCCGAUACGGCAACCCCAGCGGCAAAGGCCGUUCUUCCACACUCCGGGGCGCUAUCGAACAAGGCCGCCAUGUUCUUCGAUCAGGAUAUUUUCCAGGAUCUUGAAGAUCUAGAUGACGUUGAGGGCGAGGACAGUGCAAUCGAACUUCACGAGAACGAUAAACCCGCAAAGAAGGAACCAGCCUCCGAGAAGAAAUCCGCCAAGGAUAUAAAGAAGAAAGUACAGGCUACUGAAGACUCUUCGGAUAGCGAGCCUGAAGAGUUUGACGAUCCACGGAAGCAAAACGGCCAGCUUGAUAUUGACAUCAUUACUGCCGAAGCUAUGGCCCUUGCUCAGCAGAUGGCUACCGGUGAGAAGAAGUCGCAGGACAUUGUUGACGACGGUUUCAACCGAUAUGCCUUCCGGGACAGCGACGGUCUUCCCGAAUGGUUCCUCGAUGACGAGACCAAGCACUCUAAGCUUCAGCGUCCUAUCACAAAGGCAGCGGCCGCCGCUAUCAAGGAGAAGAUGCGUGCCAUCAAUGCUCGACCCAUCAAGAAGGUCAUGGAAGCAAAGGGUCGUAAGAAGAUGAAGGCCGCCCAGCGACUCGAGAAGCUACGCAAGAAGUCUGCGCUGCUGGCGGAUGAUGAGGCACUCAGUGAAAGGGACAAGUCGCAAGCCAUCUCCAAACUGAUGAGCAAGGCGGUCAAGAAGAAGCCCAAGCAGCAGGUGAAGCUGGUUGUUGCCAAGGGAGCCAACAGAGGUAUCUCUGGUCGUCCACGUGGAGUGAAGGGCAAGUAUAAGAUCGUCGAUUCACGUAUGAAGAAGGACAUUCGGGCUCAGAAGAGACUGGCCAAAAAGAAGAAAUAA
Molecule: messenger RNA, 2391 nt
Organism: Aspergillus clavatus NRRL 1
Lineage: Eukaryota; Fungi; Ascomycota; Eurotiomycetes; Eurotiales; Aspergillaceae
Gene: spb1
Product: rRNA methyltransferase spb1
Exons: 4
Coding region: 1-2391 (796 amino acids)
Biological process (GO): rRNA methylation; maturation of LSU-rRNA from tricistronic rRNA transcript (SSU-rRNA, 5.8S rRNA, LSU-rRNA); maturation of 5.8S rRNA from tricistronic rRNA transcript (SSU-rRNA, 5.8S rRNA, LSU-rRNA)
Cellular component (GO): preribosome, large subunit precursor; nucleolus; nucleus
Molecular function (GO): rRNA (guanine) methyltransferase activity; rRNA (uridine-2'-O-ribose)-methyltransferase activity
Source: RefSeq, a predicted model, not a curated record